CUUCUAUCAGGUCUGCUCCUGCUGAGGAGGCUGCAGCCGCCCCUCCUCCCUCCCGGGCCCUGCAGGUGUGUCUCCAGGUUCCCUGGCUCCGCUCUCCACUCCAUUCCCAGACUUGGGCCUGAUCAGUCACCCUGUGCCAGAGCUCCAGUCCGUCCCACCGCCAAGUGCAGAGAGAAUGGAAACUCCAGAGGGCACAAGGAGCAACGGGGCCAGCCCCGAGGCCAGGGAUGCCCGAAGCCCCCUGGGAAGCAAUGGCAGCGUGGAGAAUGGUGGUAAGGUGGAAGCCAAGGAGAGCAAGGGCGCCAAUGGGCAUGUUGGGGAAGGCGCAGAGAAUAAAAACCCGGGGAGCCCCCUGAAGCACGGGGAGGGAAGGAGUGCCUUGUUUUCUGGCAACGACUGGAGGAAACCCAUCAUCCAGUUUGUGGAGUCUGUAGAUGACAAGAACUCCAAUUACUUCAGCAUCGACUCUGCGGACAAGAGGUCACCUUAUGCAGGCCUCCAGCUGGGGGGCUCUAAGAAGCCACCCGUAACCUUCGCAGAAAAGGGGGAGCUGCGCAAGUCCAUGUUCUCCGAGCCCAGAAAGCCUGUGGUGUCCAUCGUGGAGCCUGGGGAGGGAAGAAGGAACAGCUACCCCCGCGGGGGAGAGUCGGGCAUUCUGCUUCGGAACAAGUCUAAUUCAGAAGAGAUCCUGUGUGACUCGUGCAUCGGCAACAAGCAGAAGGCCGUGAAGUCUUGCCUGGUAUGCCAGGCCUCCUUCUGCGAUCUGCACCUCAAGCCCCACCUGGAGGGAGCCGCUUUCCGGGACCACCAGCUGCUGGACCCCAUCAGGGACUUUGAAGCCCGCAAGUGCCCCCUGCACGGAAAGACCAUGGAGCUCUUCUGUCAGACAGACCAGACCUGCAUCUGCUAUCUCUGCAUGUUCCAAGAGCACAAGAACCACAGCACGGUGACCGUGGAGGAGGCCAAAGCUGAAAAGGAGACAGAACUGUCUUUGCAAAAGGAGCAAUUGCAGCUGAAAAUCAUCGAGAUUGAAGAUGAAGUUGAGAAGUGGCAGAAAGAGCGGGACAGGAUUAAGAGCUUCACCACUAAUGAAAAAGCCAUCCUGGAGCAAAACUUCCGUGACUUAGUUCGGGACCUUGAAAAACAGAGGGAUGAAGUUAGGGCAGCACUGGAGCAGCGGGAACAAGAUGCUGUGGGCCAGGUGAAGGUGAUUGUGGACGCACUGGAUGAGAGGACCAAAGUGCUACAAGAGGAUAAGCAGACCAGAGAGCAGUUGCACAGUAUCAGUGACUCAGUGCUAUUUCUACAGGAAUUUGGGGCACUGAUGAGCAACUACUCACUUCCCCCACCUCUGCCUACAUACCAUGUCUUGUUGGAAGGAGAUGGCCUGGCUCAGUCACUGGGCAACUUCAAGGAUGAUCUACUCAAUGUGUGCAUGAGGCACGUGGAGAAGAUGUGCAAAGCAGAUCUGAGUCGGAAUUUCAUUGAGAGAAAUCAUAUGGAGAAUGGUAGCUACCAGGCUGGGGACCAUCGCUUCAUGAACAACUACAUGUCUGACUGGGGCCAGUCAGACACCCUGAAGAGAUAUUCCAUGUACCUCACACCCAAGGCUGGGGCCAGGACAUCGUAUCAACCUUCUUCUCCAGGCCGCCUCACCAAGGAGACCAACCAAAAGAACUUCAACAAUCUCUAUGGUACCAAAGGUAACUACACUUCCAGAGUAUGGGAAUAUUCAUCCUCCAUUCAGAGUUCCGAUGAUUUGCCUGCUGUCCAAGGCAGCUCCUCCUUCUCCCUGAAAGCAGGCAUUGGGAAAGUCCCCUAUCACUUCACCACCCGGGGACAGGCCUCUACAGAGUUUUCCAAACAGUUGGAUGGUGGCCUGUUUAACAGUAACACUGGCUAUCCUUCCAUCAUCAGAAGUCAGAGUCCCAAAGCUCAGCCACAAACUUGGAAAUCUAACAAGCAGACCUUGAUGUCACACUACCGUCCAUUCUAUGUCAACAAGGGUAAUGGUGUGGGUUCCAACGAGGCCCCUUGAGCUCCCAACUUAGGAGUGAGACACCGAAAGACCACCUGAUCCUUCCCCACUUGUACCUGCGACUGCUAUCAGUUACUGCUCUGUCUCUUGGAGGUCUGGGCUGGUGGGGAACAUGACCUUCCAAGGAUUUCCUUGUUCCCCUUCAGCUUCCCCAGUCCUUCAAAUUUCCUUACGAUCCUAGAAUUUGUCAGCAACUUCCCCUUUACUUAUACUCCCCUGUCUCCUCCUUUGUCCUCUUACUUUCCCUGAGGUAGAGAGGAUUCUUGUCACCUCUUUUACUUUAUGGGUCAGGAUAUGGUUCACAGAAGGGACUCAUCCUCCUUCCCCUUUUCAUUCCCCCUCCCAGCCAGUAAGUCCUUCUGUAGACCUUGGGUUGACAGCUCUGGAGGUGGGUACCCAUUUGGCACCAACCUGCCAUUCCUACUGAGCUUCACUUCUGUGUUCUCAGCUCAGCCAAUACAUUGGUUUUCUCCUACAACUGCCAAUAAACACCCUCAUGGGUGACAAGGUGGGGCUGUGCACCUAGCAGACAAAAUUUCCUUUCCUUGUGCAAAUGCAGAUGCCAUCUCACUCUUGUCAACUCAUGUCCUGGCAGGGCAAAAUUGACCUCCCUCAAACUCUGACUGAUUUUUCUAAUACCCAGGCCUGCCCAGGAUUCUCUGAUCUUGCCUGAAGAGGGCAAAGUUCCUCCUAUCUGGCUAGAGGCUGGUUUCCUAUAUAGUCAGAGGAGUUUGAUGCUUUUGGCAUUGUGCCAAUCAGGCCCAGGGUCCCUGACCAAGGGGGUAGAGAUAAGUCACCCCCAUUCAGGAAACCUGUCUGUCUCUACAAGGAAGGCUAUGGCUCUCCAGAAAAGACAGCCAGAUUGCUUAGCUCUUGGCUCUCCCCAAUCCUUCUUUUAUUUGUUGCCAGAAUGGAUAUCGCUCCUCACAAUGCCUUUCCCCAGCCUUGCAAAUAACUGCUAUCCUGGCAGCCUUGGGGUUAAGUUACACAUUCUGCAGCAUAAUGCAGAAUAUAAAAUGGGGGUUGGGGUUGGCAGGGAAGGGGAGAUCCUGGUGAAUGACAAUAUCAGAGCUGGUAUAUGGUAAGCACUGAGCUAAAAAUAUGCUCCUACCUUCACUCCCUAUGCCCGCUGGAACCAGAGUUGCCAUCCCUUUUCCCAUUUGACCAGCCUCACUCCUGGGAGCUGCUCCCCUCGGCUUCCUUAGGGCCUGGCUGAGAAUGGGUCUUGGAAAGAAAAAAAUCAAUAACACACAGAACCAAGAGGAAUCUGAGUCCCCACACCUGACCCUCCUUCCCAAAUGGAGGGGCAGAGAUGAAUCAGGACUGGGAAUCUGGGUUGGCAGAUACUGAGCUGGCACAGGGUGGAGGGAGCUCAGUCUUGGUUUCUCCUUCCUAAAUAAAUCAUUGUUUGAUUCUUUA
Molecule: messenger RNA, 3457 nt
Organism: Monodelphis domestica (gray short-tailed opossum)
Lineage: Eukaryota; Metazoa; Chordata; Mammalia; Didelphimorphia; Didelphidae
Gene: TRIM29
Product: tripartite motif containing 29
Molecular function (GO): zinc ion binding
Source: RefSeq, a predicted model, not a curated record